AUGAGCUCGUCCUCCUCCUCCUCACCACCACCACCACCCAGCUGUCCCAUGCAUCAACCUUCACAACCUGAACCUCCCAAAAAGGUCAAUCCACCAGCAGAAUGCCCCAUGCACCAAAAGGAAAAGAAGCCUUCACCACCUCCCGAAUGUCCCAUGCACCAGACACCUGUCACCGACAAGAUCAACGAGCUCAACAUGAUGCCUAGUCAACUUGGUCAUGAACGUCAACCCGACCAGCAAAUCGACUUGCCCACUGAACGCGUUAUCUCAUCCAUUCCACGAGCUGAUAAGGAGUCUCGUUGGGAAUAUCCAAGCCCACAACAAUUCUACAAUGCUUUGCGACGCAAGGGAUGGGAAACGCCCGAAGAACAUGUUGAGACCAUGGUUGAUAUCCACAACUUUUUGAAUGAAGAAGCAUGGGAUCAAGUACUCAAAUGGGAAUCCAACUUUGAAUGCAAGUGUGAAGAGGAUCCAUAUCUUGUUCGUUUGCAAGGCCGUCCAAAUGAUAUAAGUCCAAAGGCAUGGUGGCAUUCGUUAUGGGGCUCUCCCAAACCUUUUGAUCGUCAUGAUUGGUAUGUUGGCCGAUGUGGUGACCAACGUCGCUAUGUCAUUGAUUACUAUGAGGGUGCUGAAGAAUCACCUGGUGUCCCUGUUUUCUUCUUGGAUGUACGUCCUGCAGUGGAUGAUAUGGGAAGCGCAUUCGUUCGUCUCAAGCAAGCAGCAUCCGAAAAGUGGGCCGAAUGGUUCCCUUCCACAAGCAAUAACAACAACUAG
Molecule: messenger RNA, 774 nt
Organism: Lichtheimia ornata
Lineage: Eukaryota; Fungi; Mucoromycota; Mucoromycetes; Mucorales; Lichtheimiaceae
Exons: 3
Coding region: 1-774 (257 amino acids)
Biological process (GO): cytochrome c-heme linkage
Cellular component (GO): mitochondrion
Molecular function (GO): holocytochrome-c synthase activity
Source: RefSeq, a predicted model, not a curated record